UACAAUUGUCCCUACUCUGCCUUCCAGCAAGAUCCCUUUUCAAGUUGAAAUCCCAACCUUCUUGGACACAGUAUCGACACAUAUCGGCGAUAUUGUAUUAGAUCCACCAACCCACCAUCUUACCACUACUUACUCUCUCUCUUCUUCCCCACCACUACUUACAGUCCUCAUCAGCUCACCGCAACCCUCACACUACCUCACCACUUCAAACCUAAAAGCCAACGACCAAGCCACCACUCAGGCACAAAACCUCAAAAUGCACUACCUACAAUCCGUCGUAUCCGUUCUUUCCAUUCUGGCCUUUAUCGCCACCCCUACCGCCGCCAUUCCCGAAGGUCUGGAGAUCGAGUACCUCACCCCCGAAGUAACAUGCACACGCAAGACAGUCAAGGGCGAUAAGAUCGACGUGCACUAUGCGGGUACCUUGCAAGAUGGAGGUAAAGAGUUUGACUCGAGCUACUCGCGAGGAACACCGUUGAGUUUCCAAGUUGGUAGUGGAAGGGUUAUUAAAGGAUGGGAUGAGGGUCUUUUGGACAUGUGCAUCGGUGAGAAGAGACGAUUGACUAUUCCCCCCUCUCUGGGCUACGGUGCUCAGUCGGUUGGUCCGAUUCCUGCAAACAGCGUUCUGGUCUUUGAGACGGAACUGGUCGGCAUCAAGGGCGUCAAAAAGGAUGAAUUGUAAAACUUUCAUUCGACUUAUGGUGAUUUACAGCAUGCUAUGCCAUGCCAUGCCAUGGAACGACACGGUCUGUUCUCGCCAGCUAGAAUCGCCGUGGUAUAGCCGCAGGAAUCCAUUCCCAGCUGGGUUGAUAACACCCACACCCAAAUAGACAUGACAUAAAAUGGGACAAAAUAAAGAUACUUGACACACCGACUGCUAAUGAUAGUAUCCGUCUGCUUUCGGGUACUCGAAGCCAAUAAAGGCCGAGUCUAUCGCUUGGUGAUGGCCACCAAACGUCUGCCUCUU
Messenger RNA from Exophiala mesophila, 967 nucleotides. RefSeq lists its product as uncharacterized. The record is from RefSeq and is a predicted model, not a curated record. Gene Ontology annotation, molecular function: peptidyl-prolyl cis-trans isomerase activity. The coding region runs from base 257 to 682 and encodes 141 amino acids. Gene Ontology annotation, biological process: protein peptidyl-prolyl isomerization. The transcript has 2 exons. NCBI's taxonomy places the organism in Eukaryota, Fungi, Ascomycota, Eurotiomycetes, Chaetothyriales, Herpotrichiellaceae.